CAAUAAACUUAGAGACCUCAUCUAAUGGUUUUAAUAUUUUAAAAUUAAAAAGACCAUGUUUUUUUUAGAUAAAAGACCAAUUUUUUAAGCUCAGUAAAUACUAAUAUUUUUUUUCGGUCAAAGUAAAUACUAAUUUUAGAAAAAUACAAAAACUAAUCUAAAAUUUGAAAUUUAGUUUUUUUUUUUGACAGGAAUAAAAUUUGAAAUUUAAAUUAAAUUAAGUGCCUUGGAGUAAUUUCAAUUUUUUUUAAGGACGUGCUAAAUUUGUAAUUACACAAUACACGGUCCUUUCAUUUUGGAUUUGGCUAUAGUUUGAAAUAUCUCCUUUAACUUUUUGAACCUAAGCCAUAAGCCAAGUCCUUCCUUUAUUUAUUGCUCUCAAAGUUCAUUCAAACUCGUUCUGUGAAGCGUUCUUCAAAAUUCAAAAUCAUGGAUGGACAUGACUCAGAAGACCCAAAACAAAGCACUGCUGAUAUGACUGUUUUUGUGCAAAAUCUUCUUCAGCAGAUGCAAACUAGGUUCCAGACAAUGUCUGACUCCAUCAUUACAAAGAUUGACGAUAUGGGAAGCCGUAUAACUGAGUUGGAGCAAAGCAUCAAUGACCUAAGAGCAGAGAUGGGAGUGGAGAGCUCUCCAUCACCUGCUAAGCCAAAGGAAGAAGGGUCGAACAAAGAAGAUUCAGCAUAAGUAAAGCACCGUUCAACUACCUUAUUUGUUGUCUCAUGAUACAUCAGGAUUUUUUCCCUGUAUCUUGUUAGUAUAGAAAUAUAUUUGUCAGGGAACAUAUGAGUGCACUCUCUUUUGUAGCUAAAGUUUAUCUUUCUGCAAAAAAAAAUUACAGUACUGCUGACUAAUCUCGACUAUUGGUAGAGAGAAAUUUCUUCUCUGUUCCCUGCUUGUUUAUUUGCAUGCUUGUGCUUUUUAUUCAUUUGCUUUUAGAUAUCACAAACAGGGUAACUCAUGUCCCUAAAUCCAAGGCCCCUAUCAUGUGAACUGUACUAGUACAUUCAACUAAAUAUUACUAUGAACCUGUUACUCGAA
Trifolium pratense (red clover) is the source of this 1041-nucleotide messenger RNA. Its product is annotated as heat shock factor-binding protein-like. Gene Ontology annotation, biological process: cellular heat acclimation. Gene Ontology annotation, cellular component: cytosol; nucleus. NCBI's taxonomy places the organism in Eukaryota, Viridiplantae, Streptophyta, Magnoliopsida, Fabales, Fabaceae. Gene Ontology annotation, molecular function: transcription corepressor activity. The coding region runs from base 430 to 687 and encodes 85 amino acids. The record is from RefSeq and is a predicted model, not a curated record. The transcript is spliced from 5 exons.